AUAUUUUUUUGUUUCCUGCUCGGCUCCAGCCACUCGUUUCACUUUGAGAGCGAUAGCUUGGAUCACUGUGUCGGAGUCUGGGGUCUUUGUCUGUGUCAUUCAGUGAGUUGCAGAGAGAGCACAGUCAACAGAGCUGCAGGAUGGCUCAUCAGCUGAACGGACUGUUUCCUCAGUCACUGCUCAAAGCUUUCAGUGUUCUGAUCUUCAUCAUUCUCCUGAAGGAUGUCUGUAAUGGUCAGCCUCAGUUGAUUGGUCCAUCUCAGGUCCUGGUGGCAAGAGCUGGUGAGGAUGUCAUUUUGCCAUGUCAUCUGGAACCUGCAUCUGAUGUUUCUGCAAUGACACUGGAGUGGACAAGCUCUUCGCUUGACACUAAAUUUGUCUACGUUUCACGUGGCAGUCAGGAAAUCGAAACACUAAAAAAUCCUUCUUUCAAAGGAAGGACGUCAGUGUUUGUUGAUGAACACAAGCAUGGAAAUAUUUCACUGAGAAUCUCCAAAGUGAAAUUUAAUGAUACAGGGACAUACAGAUGCUAUAUUCCAGAGAUGAAAAAAGAUGCUUUCGUUGAGCUAGUUGUUGCAUCAGAUACUGCCACCUCACCUGUCAUCACUUUAUCAGGGAUUGACAAAAACAGAGGAGGAGUGGUGUUACAGUGUGAGUCUGCAGGCUGGUAUCCAGAGCCUGAGCUGCUGUGGUUGGACGGUGAGGGAAACCUCCUCUCUGCUGGACCUACAGAGACCCUCAGAGGUCCUGAUGACCUCUAUACUGUCAGCAGCAGAGUGACUGUGGAGAAGAGACACAGCAACAACAUCACCUGCAGAGUCCAACAGAGGAAAAUCAGCCAGAGCAGAGAGACACACAUACAUGUUCCAGAAGAUUUCUUUGAGAUCCCGUCCAGUUCUUCUGCUGUCAUCACUGGGUUGGCUAUUUACUGA
Oreochromis niloticus (Nile tilapia) is the source of this 932-nucleotide messenger RNA. Its product is annotated as butyrophilin subfamily 3 member A2-like. The transcript has 7 exons. Gene Ontology annotation, biological process: T cell receptor signaling pathway; regulation of cytokine production. NCBI's taxonomy places the organism in Eukaryota, Metazoa, Chordata, Actinopteri, Cichliformes, Cichlidae. Gene Ontology annotation, molecular function: signaling receptor binding. Gene Ontology annotation, cellular component: external side of plasma membrane. The record is from RefSeq and is a predicted model, not a curated record. Bases 141 to 932 code for a protein of 263 amino acids.